GGGGUAGAGACAGAGCUGGAGGUAAACAGAGACAGAAAAAGACUGAGAGAGAGCUAGAUAAAAGAUCUGCAGGUAAAGAGAGAGAAUCACAGCAGCCGAGCAAGUGAUUCAAAUCCAAUAGAAAUUAAAGAUUUCAAGGCUCCAGUGCACUGCAUCCUGCAUGGCAUGCUCAGGUGAAGACACGCUCACAGCGAUGAAUAUAGAGAGGAUUAUCGAGUGUAUCCGAGAGGAUGAUCAGAAAGGACUGAAGGCAGAACUACAGCAAUUUAAUCGAGAGUAUGCACAGUGUUUCUUCUAUGAUUCGGAGGAGAGGGAGAGAAGAAGAAGGCUGGAGAUGGAAGAGUUCCGAAAGAAUAAAGUGCGGGAUUAUAUGUCAGACUCUGAUUCAGACUAUGAUGAAUCCGGUAACCCAGAUGUCAUUCUGAGACAGGCUCUGGCUAUGGUUUUGAUCAGGUUCCUCCAGACUGAACCGCAAGGGCGUCUGCUGAAAGUAUGCCUGAGAUCCAUCCGGAUUCUCUCCAGGGACAAAAAGGUUUUGGGCCCUCUGAUCACUGACAGAGCGCUUCUCACUCUUGCACAUCUGGGUGACAUCAGCAAUGCACCUGUUCCCAAAGAAGACAGCGACGGUGACUCUGACCCCUAUAAUGACAUCAUGGAGGCUAUUUCUGAGAGCAAAUUUGGUCGAGCGGACGAGGAUGAGCGCGGCAGUGAGGAAGACGAUGGUUCUGAGGCAGUUAGCGGUGAUGUGAACGACCCUGUGGUCUGGGGUCAGAGUGAUUGGUGCGGUGAGCGCAAGGCCAGCACUUUUUCAAACAUGAGCCUCAUUCCUUCUCGCAGGAGGAGCAGCGUUUUCAAAGCUCUGACGCGAGGUAAAAGAGACAGCAGAGGAAGCCUUGGGGGAGGAGAGGAGGAGGAGGAGGAAAAAGAAGAAAAAGUUGAUGAAGUCAGUAGAAAGGAAGUCAUGAAAAUCUUCUGUAACAUUGUUUACAAUAGUGCUUGGGCACAAGAGAGAGCCAGCGAACUCGGUCUCCUCUGUGGUCUGACAGAAAAGCUAAGUAAGGAGUUUCAGUCCGCAUCUUCCCCCUGUGGUCAGUUUUACACACUCCGGUUCAUGUUUUUACUGACAGCGUUGAGACCUGAACUCAGAGCACAGCUGAAACAAGAGGGAGGAGUGCCAUUAUUAACAUCGGUGCUGGAGAAGAGUUUAUCAGUCCAGUGGAAGGAGCAAUAUGAAGUGGUGCUGGAUCCUACAGCGCCUCCUAUUAGUGUGGAGGACUCACAGCAGGCUCAGGAGGCCCUGAAGAUUCUUUUUAAUAUAACACACAGCACACACACUCAGGAACCAGAAGAGGAAGAUGCGUCUCUCUAUCGCCACCUGGCGGCAGUUCUGCGUCACUGUCUGAUGCUCUCCUGUGAGGAAGAGGAAGCUACAGAUGAAUUAAAGGGGCAUGCAGCGAAUAUGCUGUCUGCUCUCCCACUGAGCUGUCUAGACGUUCUGGUGUCUGUGCCUCUGGGUCCAGACUCACACCAGAUCAAUGGAGCCAACAUGGACUGUGUGCACAACCUGCUCAUCUACAUGGAGAGAAAACUGGAGCAGGGAGAAAAGGUCAAAGAGAGACUGACUCCUGUGCUGAACUUGCUGACCGAAUGCUCCAGAGGUCACAGAGACACGAGACACUACCUCAGACAACAGAUUCUGCCUCCGUUAAGAGAUGCCAGCACUAAACCUGAGGAGGGAAACACCAUGAGGAAUCGUCUGGUCAGACUGAUGACCCACCUGGACACUGAGCUCAAACACUGCGCUGCUGACCUGCUCUUCGUGCUGUGCAAAGAGAACGUCAGGCGUUUCGUGAAGUACACUGGAUAUGGAAAUGCUGCUGGGCUCCUGGCCACUAGAGGCUUGCUAGGAGGUCAGAGGUCAAAGGCCACAUCAUCAGGCACGCAGUACUCUAGCGAUUCAGACUCGGACACCGAGGAGUACCGGCAGAUUAAAGACCGAGUGAAUCCAGUGACGGGACAGGUGGAAGAGGAGCAGCCUGAUCCGAUGGAGGGAAUGACAGAGGAGGAGAAAGAGGAGGAGGCUCACCGGCUCAUCAGUCUUUUUAACAAACUCUCAAAGGAUAAUAUGAUUCAGCCGAUGGGACUGGACGAAGAGGGUCAGCUGGUGCCUCUGUCGGAGCUCAGGGACCUUUCAGAGGAGGAGAGGAAAUCAGAGGAAGAACAUGAUGACCUGGAGAAUGUGGAGUAGAACUGACAUAGAUGUGGUGAUCAAAACUGACUAGAUAAAUAAUCAUAUUUCAAUAUGAUAUAGUUUGAACAGUUAGGGUUAUCACAUAACACCACCUAGACAUAUUACCUGAAUAUAUCUAAUUAAUUGAAACACUUUAUUCAUUUAGUACACAUCUGGUCAAAAGUUUGGAUCAAUGAGAUAAAAUAAUAAUUAUAAUAAUAAUAUAUAUAUAUAUUGUUUGUUUGUUUUAGCAAGGAUGCAUUAAAUUAAUCAAAAGUACAACAGUUAAUACAUUUAUGAUAUUACAAAUAUAUAUUGAUAUAAGAAAAUGCUGUUCUAUUCAUCAAAGAAUCAUGAAAUUAAAAAUGUAUCACACUUUCCUCAUAGAUAUAAAGCACCACUGUUCUCUACAUUGAUAAUAAUCUGAAAUAUUUCUCAGCAUAUCAGAAUGAUUUCUGAAGAUCAUGUGACACUGAAGACUGUGUCUUGAUGCUGAACAUUCAGCUUUGCAUCACAGGAAUAAAUUGCUAAAUUACUAUUAUUUUACAAUAAUAAUAUUAAAAUAUUCAAAAUAACUUUAAAACAGAAAACAGUUAUUUUGAACUGUAAUAUUUCACAAUUUGUACUGUAUUUCUGAUCAAACACGUAAAUGCAUCUUUGGUGGGUAAAAGAGACUUUUUUCCAAUAGCAUUACAAAAUCUUACCAAACUUUUGAAAGGUAGCGUAUGUAUAAAUAAGUUUAUAUCACAAUUAUUCAAUUAGUGAGUGCAUUUACUGUAUGUGUUGUCAAGGACUCUGUGUUCUUUAAAUAUUAAUUUGAAUGUUCAUUUAUAUUCGUGAAUGUAGAAUCAGUGGUAUGAACAUAGUUUCCAUUUAAUGUAAGUUAGUUGUGUUUCCUAAACAGAUUGCAGGACAUGUUGUGGUAGUCUUUGUUUUUAUUUGUGUUGUGUGGCACUGAGAAGCUCCGCCCACAGUCAAAUCUUAUUGGUGUAAACCCCUCUCCACAUAGCUGAAUAAUAAAUGUUAAACUGAUGUGUGAA
Carassius gibelio (silver crucian carp) is the source of this 3270-nucleotide messenger RNA. Its product is annotated as synembryn-A. Bases 161 to 2248 code for a protein of 695 amino acids. Gene Ontology annotation, molecular function: guanyl-nucleotide exchange factor activity; G-protein alpha-subunit binding. Gene Ontology annotation, biological process: G protein-coupled receptor signaling pathway. The record is from RefSeq and is a predicted model, not a curated record. Gene Ontology annotation, cellular component: cytoplasm; plasma membrane. Lineage: Eukaryota; Metazoa; Chordata; Actinopteri; Cypriniformes; Cyprinidae. The transcript is spliced from 14 exons.